AUGAAUAGGGAUCUUCCUCAAGUUCAUCCAAAUAGGGAGCAUUUCGAGUUAUCAAAUGUUGGUUUGUCAUUAUCAAUCAACUUCAGGAUUCAAGGACAUAAAAUGAGGUUGGUUGAAAUGGGUGGGUCUCAUACUAUUCAAGAGACAUAUGAUUCUCUGGAUGUCCAUGUCGGUCAAUCACUUGCAGUUCUUGUAACGUUUAACCAACGAGCUAGAGAUUAUUUUAUCGUCGCUUCCUCGCGGUUUACCUCCCCUGUUCUCACUUCCACCGGAUACAUUAAGUACUCAAACUCGAAAGUUAAAGCUUCGGGUGCUUUGCCAGUUGGUCCUACUACCCAUGUUCCCUGGUCUAUGAAACAAGCUCGAAGUUUCAGAUGCAAUUUGACAGCGAGUGCAGCGAGACCUAACCCUCAAGGUACAUACCAUUAUGGAAGCGUAAAGAUAAUGAAGACAAUCGGGUUAUCUAACUCAGAAGCUAAAAUUAAUGGAAAACUGCGGUAUGCUAUUAAUGGGAUGUCUUAUAUAAACCCCGAUACUCCACUUAAGUUAGCUGAUUGGUUCAACAUUCCUGGAGUGUUCGACUUAAAGAGUUUCAGCAAAAAAACUUCGAUUGGAGUUCCAGCUAAAUUUGGAACUCCUGUGAUUGGAGCUUUGCUUCAUGACUUCGUCGAAAUCAUCUUCAGUAAUACAGAAGACACCAUUCAGUCUUGGUACCUUGCUGGGAACGAUUUCUGGGUCGUCGGGUACGGACCUCUGAAGUGGUCAGCAGCACAAAGAAAACACUACAAUUUAGUGGAUGCUCCCAAAAGUUACACAAUUCAGGUAUACCCAAAGUCAUGGACUGCAAUAUUAUUGCCAUUAGACAACAAGGGAAUGUGGAAUUUGAGGUCUCAAAUCUGGCCAAGAAGGUAUUUGGGACAAGAAUUGUAUGUUAAAGUAUGGAAUGAUGAGACAAGUCUAUACACCGAGUACAAUCCUCCUCCAAACACGCUUUUCUGCGGGAAAGCUAGAGGUAAACAUGUCUAGUAAUACGUGUUACUUUCUACACUAUUUCAAUUCCCUGAAGUAAGCUAAGUAGCUUUUCAUUUAGUAUAUCUACUACCGCGAAUAUUA
Papaver somniferum (opium poppy) is the source of this 1113-nucleotide messenger RNA. RefSeq names its product L-ascorbate oxidase homolog. The record is from RefSeq and is a predicted model, not a curated record. The transcript has 4 exons. The coding region runs from base 1 to 1026 and encodes 341 amino acids. Lineage: Eukaryota; Viridiplantae; Streptophyta; Magnoliopsida; Ranunculales; Papaveraceae. Gene Ontology annotation, molecular function: oxidoreductase activity; copper ion binding.